GAAGACUUUCACUUUUCAUUUUGCUUAUAAUACUUCCGUAAUUUUACUUAGGGAUGAUUUUGAAAACUACUACUACCACUGAGCAAACUUCUAUUUUACUUUACAAUCUCUGUGCUGCAUUUCACAUGAGCCCUACGCAGGUACGUGCACACGUCCGUGCGCGUGAACAUGUUCACCUCACACACACCUUACACGAUGGCCUUCUGAAAAUGAUCCACAGGGCAGAGUGGGUAAAUUUGAGUCAAUGCCCUCAUGUAGCCAAGACGAGCAGGCAGGUGGGUCUCAGGUAAAACGUGACGUCAUGAUGAUACUUUUGAACUCCUUGGCAGUAAAUCCAUAAAGGUGUGUAGUCUUACUGCACAGGUAGCCUGAACCUUAGACUGCAGUGAAAACAAGCGCCAGAUCCUGCUGGGAAUAGACAGGGAGGCCUAACAUGCGCCAAGACGUUUGAUUCACCGAGGUCUACCUGAGAGUCACCCUACCUGUCAGACCAGGACACCGGUAUGUACCCCAACUCACAGUCGGUCAGACACCCAUCUCAGACACUGUCACUGAACAAUCAGUACAUCCCGCCUCCGUAUGACUUCCCCGGUUAUCAUCACGUCCCGGGAGUCGGAGACCCGUCGACAAGUGGCUGGAGCAGCGUCUACGCUGCGCGGGAAGAGUAUCCGUACAGCUUCCCGGGGUCAAGCCCCAGCGCAGGGCAAGUCAGCUUCUCCUCCACGGAGAUGUGCGGCACGCCCACCGCCGCUGGAGGAGGGUCGUUCACCCCCUACAACUUUAUCUCCGGACAGGACUCCUUCAGCUCCAGGAGGAGACCACAUGAAUCCGUCAGACCGUCUGUUUCAGGAGUGAAGACUCGCACCAAGGACAAGUACAGGGUGGUGUACACUGACCAGCAGCGCCUGGAGCUGGAGAAGGAGUUUCAGUGCAACCGCUACAUCACCAUGAGGAGGAAGUCCGAGCUGUCAAUGGCACUGGGCCUCUCUGAGAGACAGGUGAAGAUCUGGUUUCAGAACAGACGAGCCAAAGAGAGGAAGAUAAACAAGAAGAAGCUGCAGCAUUCCCAGCAGGCCUCCACAACUACACCCACCCCACCUGCGCUGGGUGGACCCGCUGACACCCACAUCACCACCAGCCCCAGCAGCAAUCUUUUGUCUGACACAAUAUCAGAGGAAUACUAGGUGGAUUUUACAUGGACGACGGAUACAGCAUUAAAUAUGUACAUAGUGUUUUGUUUUAUAAGUUUACCACAGAAUGAAUGAAGACGAUUCACAUCAACAUGAUGAUAUAAUGCAGCACUUCCUGCCUUUCACCAUGACAAGCACUGUCUGUCUGUUGAUCAUUGAUCAUCUCUAGUGGACAUUUGCCAAUCACUGGAAGUUAAUGUGUUAAUAUGGCUCAUUAGCAGCACAGAGAAACUGAUUUUAAAGACAGAGAAUCACUGGAUAAAGUGUCAUUUGUCACACAUGUGUGCCUUCUUCAAGAAUUGUUGGUUAAAGUCACAAUGAAAAGGCAUUUGUGUCAAAUGUGUCUGUAUAUUGGUUUAUAGAGUGCGAGUGCAUCUGUAUAGUCAAGAAUCUGCUUCAUGAAUAAGAAAAAGGAAUAAUGUGUCUAUUUUUUAUGAGUUUCUAUUUGCUCUAACUGCAAGAGGACAAUGGAAAAUCAUACUUGCAAAUAAGUAGAAAUUACAAUGAAUAAUGCAUAGCCCUGCUACUUAUUUUUGGGGAUGUAAAAGUAUGUUAAUUCCUCUCUUUAUGACUGUUAGAAUUUACAGGAAAUAGAAAGAGCGCAAAGAGUGUUGCGUUUGUUACUACUGAAGAAUGUGAUGCCAAAGUUCAACACCGCUUUAAUGUUCUUUCUGUUGAAAUAUUGAUGCAGGGUGUGUCUUGGGAAUAGAUCUUUCAGAAAUAUAAACCAAUGGGUUUCAGAAAGCAGCUGUUUAUAGCACAAUGUAAAGGGUGAAAGCACAGAAAUGUUAAAAACAGGAAGUAAAAGCAAUGAGAGUACAAAAAUGUUGUCAUUUGGAAUUCAUUGUUAAACAGCUGUAUACUAUGAAACAUUUGGUGACAUUUUCCCCCCUAAUUUGACUUUAUAGUUUUGUUCAUUAAUUUAGUCACCACCUCUUGAUAACAACAAGGAACUGAGAUGAAAAAUGGUUGAAAAUGACAGUGAAAUAAGAUGUUCAGACAGCAGUGUUUAGCCACAUCCUGAAAGACUGCUGCCGCAUGACUCAACAUCUACAGUCAUUGUACCGCUAAACACGCACACAUUUUAAGUGAAAUAAAGUCCCUGCUUCUCCUUCUUUUGGGACUACUGUGUGUAUAAAAAUUGUUAAAGUAUGUACUAUACUAAGACAUUUGACAUGUUAACACACUUUUGAUUGUUCCUGUUUGUAGGUCACAGAAGAGGAAGGAAAAGUGACAAAUGUAAACUUUGUACUGACCAGUCAGAAAAUUGCAAAAGCUGCUUUCAAAAUAAACCACUGUAUCACCACCUUUUUGCAACUCCUGUAUUGUCAGUGAAAUAGUUUCCUUGUUUUGCCUUUCAACCGUUAAUCUCAAUACUGUGUUUUUACAAGGCUGAAGUUUGUGUUGCUUAUAAAACAUGUUUCAUUGCACAUUUUAUAAAAAGCAUGCUCAGUACAGGGGUUUAUUGAUCUGA
This is a messenger RNA of Micropterus salmoides (largemouth bass), 2664 nucleotides long. Its product is annotated as homeobox protein CDX-1-like. The transcript is spliced from 3 exons. Gene Ontology annotation, cellular component: nucleus. Gene Ontology annotation, biological process: embryo development; animal organ morphogenesis; cell differentiation. Bases 504 to 1184 code for a protein of 226 amino acids. The record is from RefSeq and is a predicted model, not a curated record. NCBI's taxonomy places the organism in Eukaryota, Metazoa, Chordata, Actinopteri, Centrarchiformes, Centrarchidae. Gene Ontology annotation, molecular function: RNA polymerase II transcription regulatory region sequence-specific DNA binding; DNA-binding transcription factor activity, RNA polymerase II-specific.